AUGGCUACCAAGCCAGACGCGCCCAAGGCCAGCAACGAGCGAAAUACAGCCGUAGACUUCGCCGUUGCCUGUCUCGCCACUCCGAAUGCGCCCGGCGAGGGAACACAGCCCUCUCAAUUUACUCCGAGCGAACUUUACGAGCUCGACGUCCUGGGAUACCACACUCGUAUGCGAUCACUCAAUCACCACCGAAGAAUACAAUACGGUCUGCCCAUACCGAUUUCACCGACGCUGCCACGGAUAGUCGUCGCGGAGUUCGUCAAGCAAGAGAAAAUGGCGAGAGAGAAGCGAAUGGUGCCGACAGACCAUAGCGCCAUCGUGAAUAAUGAAGCGGAGGAGCUGAACAAGUCCACGGUGGAGGAGCUAAUAGAGAAUGCGGCGGAUGAUAGAACAGAAGGACGAGGAGUCGCAGAUGGUGGCAUAUUGGUGAAAGUCAACAAGGACUGGCAUGAUGAGACCACACGGGUCAACAUGGCAGGUAUCCAGAAGACUCUGCGGAGACCAGAAUACAAACCGCCUGUGGGAGCGAAGUGGCUGAGUUAUAUGAAGAUGGGGAAGACGGCAUCUAGGCAUACUGAUACUUUGAAGGAGUUCUUGGUGGGAUCUGUCCGCGAGGACUACAUUCUUCCUCCUGGAGUUCCUAUGUCUGGCGUAGAGAUCCUGGCAUUCUACCCUCACCACCUUCGCUGGCCAGCAGUAGCCAUGCGACUCAUCAACAACUCCCACACAGGAGCUUCCCUUUCCGGCAUCAUCUCGUGGCUCCACGGCCAGAAAGAAACCACAACAAGCCGACAAAUCGUCAAAGACACCGUCCGCAACGCUGGCCGCCAGUCCACGGGAAACAUGGCAUGGACAGAGACCCGCCAUAAGCCUACCCCUAGUACUAAUAUUUCUCCUGAUGUCCUCGUUCCGCUCCCCCGAAUCGCCGCGCGCGGCCUGCAGGUCCCAACCUACGCGCAACUGGUGGCAAGCGUAACACAUCUCCCACAUGGCCUCCACGCGCGCGCCCUGACAACAUGCAUCGAGUUUUGGCUUCAACACAAGGACUUGGACUUGAAUGUGUUGCACACGGCGGAGCUAUAUCGGGCAUUGCAGCCACACCUGAGGAGUGCAGGACCAAUGAACCUGGAUGCGGUGGCGCUGUCACAGUGGGACAGUAGCGAGAAUGUUGAUGGCCCUGGGAAGCGGUUGACCGAGAACCCGCUCGAGGAGUACGAGAGAGGCAGGGGAUUGGUAGGAGAGAGACAAGAUGCUAGCCUGACCUUCCAUGUCUCGGAAGUCUUGCUGGCUCCGCUGUUUGCGUGGCAGAGGGUGCGAGUGGCUGGAUUGAGCGAGAUCGUGAAGCAAAAGGAGAGCAUCGAACAGCCUGCGAAGGCAACAAAUGGCGUACAUGCGCCGUCAGGCCUAAAAGGUGGGAAGAAAUUGCCGGGUCCUAGGGCGAAGACUGUUAAGAGGAAGGUUACCGAGGUCGACGAAGAGAACGACACGGAGCUAGCGACAAGGCAGCGGAAGAAAGCCAAGAAAUGA
Messenger RNA from Mytilinidion resinicola, 1527 nucleotides. RefSeq lists its product as uncharacterized. The record is from RefSeq and is a predicted model, not a curated record. NCBI's taxonomy places the organism in Eukaryota, Fungi, Ascomycota, Dothideomycetes, Mytilinidiales, Mytilinidiaceae. The transcript is spliced from 3 exons. Bases 1 to 1527 code for a protein of 508 amino acids.